GGAAAUUUUAUUUAGAGCAUGAUGAACCCAGCCGUUAGCAGGAAGGCGGCACAACAACGUCAGCGGCGCACCUACAGAGUGAGAAGAGAUAUUUUCGCUGAGUACGACGAUGCUGAGUUACUGAAAAGAUUCAGAUUGGACCGUGCUGGUAUUGUUGCAGUGACUGAUAUAGUGAGAGACAAGCUGCAAAGUAAAACUGAAAGAAAUAGAGCCUUGACCCCUGAGAUGGUGGCCAUCACAUUACGAUAUUUAGCCACAGGAAAAAUGCAACAGUGCAGUUGUGAUGAUUUUGGAACAACGCAGCCCACUAUCAGCCGUGCAAUAUCACAGACAAUUGAUGCACUGGCUGACCCAGAAGUAAUCUGCCAGUUCGUGGCUUUCCCUCACACCCAGCGUGAAGUGCAGCAAAAACAGGCAGAGUUCAUGCAAGUAACUCAGUUUCCCGGUGUUGUGGGAGUGAUUGAUGGUACUCAUAUAAGAAUUGUGUCUCCUCAUGUCGAUGAACAUGUAUAUGUGAACAGGAAACGCUAUCACAGCAUAAAUGUGCAAGUAGUAUUUGAUGCUCACUAUAAGAUUCUUGACAUUGUGGCAAGGUGGCCUGGCUCAGUCAACGAUGCAAGAAUACUAGAUAAGUCAGCACUCAAACUGAUGUUUGAGGAACAACAUGUACCUGCAGGAUGCUAUACCUUCCCGGGGACAGUGGCUAUCCCUGUAAGCAGUGGCUCCUCACUCCUUACCUUCGCCCUCAAACUGUUGCACAAGCUAAUUAUAACAGUUCCAGUACCUUACGAUGCAGCCGAGGGGACUGACGCCACCACCACCACUGCCACCACCGCCACAACAAGGGUUAUUCAAAUGGGGAACAUGCUUCAGGUGUUGCCCCAAGAUGCCUCAGCCCCGCAGCCCCACUUCCCCAUGAUAGUGCAGGCAGGGAAUGUCAUACAGGUUGUUCCAGCUGACAACACGCAGGUAUUAGGGGCAGAAGUCGUUGGAGUUGGUCGGGUCAUGCAAGUGGUCGGAGUCCCAGGCUUUCCCCCGACCCCAGCCCCAGACCCCUGCCCCAGCCACCCCUCUCCCUGUGACCCCUGCCCAGUCAUCCCUCACCCCCUCCUGCCCCCCUGCGGUGCUGCCAGCGGGGGUGAUGGGAGGUGGAGGUGGGCCACACACACCUGGGUUAGCUGUGGCUUGGCUUAUCUCCCUCCUCAGCAGCAAAUCCCGAGGAUCAACGAGGACAUGGUGGACCCAGAGAUUGCAGCAGCAGCGAGAGAGAGAGAGAGAAGCAAGAGAGGAGGGAGAGGAAGGAGAGGAGGAGGAGAGAGAGGGAGGCCAGGAGGGAGGCACGUCAGAGAGAGAGGGAGAGGAAGAGGUUGAUUCUGUUACAACAACAACUGCAACAACAACAACAGUUAGUCAGUGAGGAGGGGGAGGGGCCGUCCUCUGAUGCUGAGGAUGAGGUAUUGUUCAGGGAGGCCAUGUCGGAGGUGCCGGUGGUGGGGUCGCCAGUUCCGGAGUACGAGGUGGAGGAGGAAAAGGAAGAGGAGGACGAGGAGGAGGCACGGAUAAGGAAGAAGAAAAGAUUAUUACCUGUAGCCCUCCCUCCAGCUGAUAAGGGGAUAUUAAGGAGCCCUUCCUACAGGUUCGUUCGAUGCAAGGAGUUGGCACAGGAGGCGUCCGAGGCUGUGUAGAGCGGCCGUCUGAACCUGGUGCCACAGCUUACUAUGUUCAACAGAUGCCUGAAGGAAGUGUGUGUAAGGGAGGAUAAAGAGAUCAUGCUGGCCUAUGCAGACGAUGUCGCUGUCGUGACAGGAAGCCAACAAGAUCUUCAAGAGGCCAUGACAAGAUGGAAUGAUGUUUUAAAUAGGGAAGGAAUGAGAAUGAACAAACAAAAAACUUAUUUACUAGUGGACAAGCAACAAGUGAUGGUGUGGCUCUGAGCCACUGUAGUAGGGAUGUUAUGGUUUAAGUGUAGGAAGUUGCAAAUGCUCACCUAAUAAUUGCACCUUAGUAGAAAAACACAAACAGGAAGUUUAUGCAAGUUUUUAUCCUUAUAUAAAAUGUUGUAUUGCAUCAAACCUCCAUACAUUACUGUCUCUAUCCAGUAUGAGACCGGUGUUCAGGAAGCACAAGCAUGUGCUGAAUAACAAGAAGCCGGCAUUGGUGAAGGUGACAACAUUUCAUCUAUUUAUACAUACUUUUUAUUAUUAAAGCUUAUCUUAUAAUUAUUUCUGAAGAGAUUGACUAAUUUUUGUAGUAUUUAUGACUUAGAACUAUGAUAAAGCUAUGAAUUGAUAUAAUUCCUGAUUUGU
Scylla paramamosain (green mud crab) is the source of this 2306-nucleotide messenger RNA. RefSeq lists its product as uncharacterized. NCBI's taxonomy places the organism in Eukaryota, Metazoa, Arthropoda, Malacostraca, Decapoda, Portunidae. Bases 19 to 1371 code for a protein of 450 amino acids. The transcript is spliced from 7 exons. The record is from RefSeq and is a predicted model, not a curated record.